CGUAGGCCCUGUGGCUCAGGAAGAGGGCAGAGAAGGAAAACGAUUUUGUGGAAUGGUGGUUGCCGUUUAUGGAACACUAUCAGACCUACUCUCUGUAGCCAGCAAUAAACUAGGAAUAAAAGCCACUAGUGUGUACAAUGGAAAAGGUGGCUUGAUUGAUGAUAUCGCUUUGAUCAGAGAUGAUGAUGUUCUGUUUGUUUGUGAAGGAGAACCGUUUAUUGAUCCUCAAACGGACCCCCCGACGGACACUCCGACGGAGCUCCGGACCCCAGAAGGACUAACGGGGUCCCACACAGACUGGCUAACACUCAAUGUCGGAGGGCGGUACUUUACAACCACACGGAGCACUUUAGUAAAUAAAGAACCUGAUAGUAUGUUGGCCCACAUGUUCAAAGACAAAGGUGCCUGGGGAAAUAAGCAAGAUCACAAAGGAGCUUUCUUAAUUGACCGCAGUCCCGAGUACUUUGAACCAAUUUUGAAUUACCUGCGUCACGGACAACUCAUUGUAAAUGAUGGCAUAAAUUUAUUGGGUGUGUUAGAAGAAGCCAGAUUUUUUGGAGUUGAUUCACUGAUUGAACAUUUAGAAGUAGCGAUAAAGAAUUCUCAACCAGCAGAAGAUCAUUCUCCGAUAUCCCGAAAGGAAUUUGUCCGUUUCCUGCUUGCCACCCCGACCAAAUCCGAGCUGCGUUGCCAGGGGCUGAAUUUCAGUGGUGCUGAUCUUUCACGUUUGGACCUGCGAUACAUCAACUUCAAGAUGGCCAAUUUAAGUCGCUGCAACUUAGCUCAUGCCAACCUCUGCUGUGCAAAUCUUGAGCGAGCCGAUCUCUCAGGAUCAGUGCUUGAUUGCGCAAACCUCCAGGGUGUGAAGAUGCUUUGUUCUAAUGCUGAAGGAGCAUCUCUGAAAUUAUGUAAUUUUGAAGAUCCCUCGGGCCUUAAGGCCAAUUUGGAAGGUGCUAAUCUGAAAGGGGUGGACAUGGAAGGAAGUCAAAUGACAGGAAUUAACCUCCGAGUGGCUACGUUAAAAAACGCAAAGCUGAAGAACUGUAACCUUAGAGGAGCAACUCUGGCAGGGACAGAUUUAGAGAAUUGUGACCUGUCUGGGUGUGAUCUCCAAGAAGCCAACUUGAGAGGCUCCAACGUGAAGGGGGCGAUCUUUGAAGAGAUGCUCACACCCCUCCACAUGUCCCAGAGCGUCCGAUAAGAACCUGGGGGAACCGAUGGGAUGGCCACAUACCCGGGAAGAAGAGAGACAUCCUCACAGCGGUGACCCCUCACUCUCCUGCUCAUCUGCAGAGCAGGAACAGAACUGUUUAGAGAAUUAAAAAAAAACCAUUAGAUGAUAAUGAACAUCCUCAGUAGUGCCUAAGGAAGUAUAUCUGACCUCCCUCCCCCCACCCCCAGUUAGAAGGGGACGGCAUUUAUUCUGUAAAUGUAGGGAAAAUCAACUCUAUUGCUGCCUUUCAAGUGAGCUGGGAUAAAGGGGGGUCUGCUCAUUUUGAACCAGGGAUGGUCAAUAUUAUUUUUUGCUUUGAAACGGGUGUAUUAUGGAAACAACUCCUCGGUUUGAAGUGCAUUGGAGGAUUUUAAUUUAUGAAAAGCACAAUAUAUGCAAUUAUAUUUAUUAAGUCUGUAGAUGCAAUAUGAAUACUUAAACUUCAAUUACAUGCAGCAAGACAAAUUUCAGGUUUACAGUUAGCUUUAGAGUUACCACCGUUGGCUUAUUUUGACCUGUAGAAACUGUCGCAUAAUAUGGGUGUGGUGGGGCCAACCUCAGCAAGCCUCUCUCUUCAGGUAUUUUUCAUAAUGCUCAUUUUUUGGGGGGGGGGGGG
Tachyglossus aculeatus (Australian echidna) is the source of this 1829-nucleotide messenger RNA. It is a transcript of the gene KCTD9, whose product is annotated as potassium channel tetramerization domain containing 9. The coding region runs from base 53 to 1201 and encodes 382 amino acids. The record is from RefSeq and is a predicted model, not a curated record. NCBI's taxonomy places the organism in Eukaryota, Metazoa, Chordata, Mammalia, Monotremata, Tachyglossidae. The transcript has 12 exons. Gene Ontology annotation, biological process: protein homooligomerization; intracellular signal transduction. Gene Ontology annotation, molecular function: protein binding.